AUGGCGUUUCACAAAUCAGUAGUUCCCAAGUCCUCGGGGGUCCAUCGCUUUGCCUGCUUAGCUCUUUAUCGAGGGCUUCUCCGACAAUGCGCCAAAUUACCAACCACUAUCCCCGGGCCCAAAACCCCUAGAUCCCUCAUCAGACAAAGGUUUCGAAGGUACAAGAGCCUUCAGAGUCCAUCCCAGACUGUUAAUGCAUUGAAGGCUGGAUAUGAGGCCUUUGACCUCUUACACUUGGCUGCCCACGGAAACCAGAAUGGCAUACAACGCAUUACGGACCUCAUCGUCGAAUCGCAGUCGAUCCAACAGCGGAAAAUUACAGCGCAAAGAGCACUCGCGGAAGCCGCGCCCCCCAAGCCUCUGAACAAAGAACAACGAAAGAAGGCAGAAUUCAAACGCCACCAAGAUCUUACUGCCCGUCGUCAUCCGGACGCAGAACCCAUACUCUCCCGACCUCGUCCCGUCGUGAGUGGCAAGCGCCAUAUCCCUAGACUUGUCAGUGCGCGAGGCAUGCCGUUCUUGCGCAUUAAGAAGCCCCAACCGAAGAACCUCAGUGGCGUGCUUAGAAGCAAGCUCGAAAAGCGAUGGGCUUUGGUUGUGCGUCGUGAUAGAUUAGAGGCGGACUUGCUCUUUAACGAGGACGAAGACGAGUGGGAUGAAUUGACCGGCGGUGGGGACGAUAACAGCUGGACUACGUCGGUUGAAGAUGCUUUAUCGACUGCUGAUGAUCAGAUGCGCACCUCGGAUACGAAGAGUCGAGAACUUGCCGAAAAGAUGUGGAAUGUCGUCCUUGCUGAGCGCGAAUUAGCAGCGAAGGAGAGAAAGCAGAAUGAGGAAAGGAAGAAUGAGGAAAAGCAAAUCACCACGGAUCCUUGA
Aspergillus melleus is the source of this 876-nucleotide messenger RNA. Its product is annotated as LYR motif-containing protein. The record is from RefSeq and is a predicted model, not a curated record. Bases 1 to 876 code for a protein of 291 amino acids. NCBI's taxonomy places the organism in Eukaryota, Fungi, Ascomycota, Eurotiomycetes, Eurotiales, Aspergillaceae. The transcript is spliced from 3 exons.